Messenger RNA from Cucurbita maxima (winter squash), 2378 nucleotides. Its product is annotated as ABC transporter F family member 1-like. NCBI's taxonomy places the organism in Eukaryota, Viridiplantae, Streptophyta, Magnoliopsida, Cucurbitales, Cucurbitaceae. The transcript has 6 exons. The record is from RefSeq and is a predicted model, not a curated record. Gene Ontology annotation, molecular function: ATP hydrolysis activity; ATP binding. Bases 213 to 2003 code for a protein of 596 amino acids.
CCUUCCUUUUUCGGAACCUUGAACCCUUGAUCCGCAUCGCAUUACGAGACGUAGGUCUGAUAAAAGGCCCACAACAAAAGCGCCGUGAGAGACGAAGAGCGACUUCUUCAAGCCCUAGAUCUGCUUCCUCUUCUUACUCGCGCCUCUUAGCUCGCUCUGUCGUUCUCGCAUUUCCUUUGAUCUUCUUUCUCUCCGUUUCCCCAGGGUUAAGGAUGGUUUCCGACGCGAGCAAGAAGAAAGCGGCUCAGAAGAAGGCAGCUGCGGCGGCUAAGCGAGGAGGAAAAGCAGCGGCGGCCGCUUCUUCCAAGGCGGCAUCUGCCGAUUCGCAGAAUGGAGUUGAUAAGUUGGCGAAUGGAGUUGACGCUCUUCAGUUAUCUGAUCGUACUUGUACUGGUGUGCUUUGCUCACAUCCUCUCUCCAGGGACAUCAGAAUAGAGUCUUUAUCAGUUACCUUUCAUGGGCAUGAUCUUAUCGUUGAUUCUGAGCUGGAGCUUAACUAUGGCAGACGUUAUGGUUUGCUUGGAUUAAAUGGAUGUGGGAAAUCUACACUUCUUUCGGCAAUAGGUUGCCGAGAGCUUCCUAUUCCAGAGCACAUGGAUAUCUAUCACCUUACACGAGAGAUUGAAGCUUCUGACAUGUCUUCACUUGAAGCUAUUAUAAGUUGUGAUGAGGAAAGGUUGCAGUUAGAGAAGGAGGCAGAAACUUUGGCUGCACAAGAUGAUGGAGGUGGAGAGCAGCUUGAUCGUAUCUAUGAACGUUUAGAAGCACUGGAUGCAGCAACUGCAGAAAAACGUGCUGCUGAAAUCCUGUAUGGUCUUGGGUUUGACAAGCAGAUGCAAGCUAAGAAAACCCGGGACUUCUCUGGAGGUUGGAGGAUGAGGAUUGCCUUAGCACGUGCCCUAUUCAUGAAUCCCACCAUCCUUCUACUGGAUGAACCAACUAAUCAUCUAGAUCUGGAGGCUUGUGUCUGGCUAGAAGAAAACUUGAAGAAGUUUGACCGGAUCCUAGUUGUGGUUUCGCAUUCCCAGGACUUCCUUAACGGUGUGUGCACAAACAUUAUCCACAUGCAGAACAGAAAAUUGAAGAUCUACACAGGUAACUAUGAUCAGUAUGUUCAGACCCGUGCUGACCUGGAAGAGAACCAGAUGAAAAUGUACAAGUGGGAGCAGGAUCAGAUUGCUUCCAUGAAAGAAUAUAUUGCCAGAUUUGGUCAUGGAUCAGCAAAACUAGCACGGCAGGCACAGAGUAAGGAAAAAACACUGGCAAAAAUGGAGAGGGGUGGGCUUACUGAAAAGGUGGUGAGAGACAAGGUUCUUGUCUUCCGCUUUGUUGAUGUUGGAAAGCUUCCACCUCCUGUUCUUCAGUUUUCGGAAGCAACGUUCGGCUAUACCCCUGACAAUCUCAUCUAUACGAACCUCGACUUUGGAGUUGACUUGGACUCUCGGAUAGCUUUGGUUGGACCGAAUGGUGCUGGAAAGAGUACGCUGUUGAAGCUGAUGACAGGGGACCUGGUUCCUCUGGAGGGCAUGGUUAGGCGACAUAAUCACCUUAGAAUUGCCCAGUUUCAUCAACAUUUAACUGAGAAACUAGACAUGGAAAUGUCUGCUCUCCAGUUUAUGAUAAAAGAGUACCCAGGAAAUGAGGAAGAGAAGAUGAGAGGAGCAAUUGGGAAGUUUGGGCUCUCCGGUAAAGCUCAAGUGAUGCCAAUGAAAAAUUUGUCUGAUGGGCAGAGGAGCCGUGUUAUAUUUGCCUGGUUAGCAUGGAGACAACCCCACUUAUUACUGCUUGAUGAGCCCACUAAUCAUUUGGAUAUCGAGACAAUUGACUCGUUGGCAGAGGCAUUGAAUGAGUGGGAUGGAGGUUUGGUCCUUGUAAGCCAUGAUUUUAGACUUAUAAACCAAGUCGCCCAAGAGAUAUGGGUGUGCGAGAAUCAAGCUGUAACCAGGUGGGAGGGUGACAUUAUGGACUUCAAGGCACAUUUGAAGAAGAAGGCUGGGUUCUAAUUGAAGCUGUAUAACUUGUGAGUUUUCGUUAUUAUUGAAAUCUACAGUGUAGAACAUCGCUUAGGGUGUGUUUGCAUAACUCCGCAGCUCGGCCAGCAUGCGUGUGAUGUGCUAACACAACAAGCCGAAGGUCUGAACACUGAUGAGCUUGGUUAUUGUUUCGAGCUAGCAAUUUUAAUGGGGCUAGUAGGUAAUGUUUUUGCUUAAUCAUUAUUAAUUCAUGUAUCCUAUAUCUUUUAGUUGGUUUUUGAAUCAACUAGAUAGAGCCAUAUCCAAUAUUAUUUUUAGACACCAUGCGACUAUGAACCCACACUCUUAUAUUUUCGGUUUUUUAUUGAAUGAAAUAUAAUGAUUUUGUUCCCUAUUGGGGCAUAA